Messenger RNA from Penicillium canariense, 564 nucleotides. RefSeq names its product cytochrome P450 monooxygenase-like protein. The record is from RefSeq and is a predicted model, not a curated record. Gene Ontology annotation, molecular function: iron ion binding; oxidoreductase activity, acting on paired donors, with incorporation or reduction of molecular oxygen; monooxygenase activity. The transcript has a single exon. Lineage: Eukaryota; Fungi; Ascomycota; Eurotiomycetes; Eurotiales; Aspergillaceae. Bases 1 to 564 code for a protein of 187 amino acids.
AUGGAACCAAUACUUGAUCGGAUCAGUGAAAAUAGCAAUCAUCCUUCUAAAGGCACCAUCACCAAAAGUGAGGUCCUCACCAACGGUGUCGCUGUCGUCAUUGCCAAUUCCCAGCUUGGUACCAUCGCCGUUACUACUGCGAUCUACCUGCUUUCGUCCGGCGAUCCGCGCUGUUUCAGGCGGCUGGUGAAUGAGGUCCGAAGCGCUGGGUUUCAGACCGAAGCCGACAUCCGUGUUGACUCUACUCAGUCAUUACCCUACCUCAAUGCGGUAAUCAAUGAAACAUUACGUCUGCAUCAUCCAACACCGGGAAGCCUUCCGCGCAUCGCCCCGGAUGGCGGGAUAAUGAUUGACGGCCACUUUGUCCCAAGGGAUACCGUUGUCGGAGUGAGCUUAUUCAAUAUACACAGACGGCCGGAAAACUUCACUUCUCCCCUCGAGUUCCACCCAGAAAGGUUCCUGAGCAAAGAAGACGAGCGGUAUGAUUUAAGUCUUGCAAACGAUCGUCUGGACGCCUUCCAGCCAUUUUCGAUGGGACCGCGGAACUGUAUCGGAGGAAAGUAA